Molecule: messenger RNA, 2377 nt
Organism: Carassius auratus (goldfish)
Lineage: Eukaryota; Metazoa; Chordata; Actinopteri; Cypriniformes; Cyprinidae
Product: cholesterol 25-hydroxylase-like protein 1, member 2
Exons: 1
Coding region: 1126-1953 (275 amino acids)
Biological process (GO): lipid biosynthetic process
Molecular function (GO): iron ion binding; oxidoreductase activity
Source: RefSeq, a predicted model, not a curated record
UCGUUUUAAUCUAUCCACUGAUACCCGACAUGCCAAAAAGAGAAAUUAAAAUCUGUUCAAGCUACCCGUGCUAAAUUAAUUUUUAAAAAGCGUUACGAUGUAAUCAUGUUGCACUGUGAUUGGUCCAACCUGAACAGCGCGGAGGAAAGUAACAUGCACCACGUGACACCAUUAGCGCUAUACUUCGGUAUUGUUCUGGAAAAGGUAUUUUCUCUCACGGGCUAUGAGGCUGGUUCUCUGGAAGCCAAAAGCGGUCCUACACUGCACAAAAUCGAUAAAGGAAGUAGCGACAGGAACGCCUGGCUCUCUUUUGCUUUACAGUUUAGCAGUUUUGUGGCUGAAUGUGGGCGGAUGCUCUUCUGUUCCAGACUGGCUGCUGUCACUCGACGAACGCUGCUGUGUGGCUCUGAUGCGUGACCGUCCACAUUUCUUUCUUUUUCUUUGUGAACUGUAAUAUUCUCUCUCUUUUGUUGCGCCUGCAGCUCUCUGAUGAAGAAAUUGGCAUUUUUUUAUAUAUAUAAUAGCAUCAUCAUCUCCUCUGAGUGUAGAGACGGCACGAUUGCUACACCUGCCAUGGCCUCAUAAUUAAAUAAUUUACUUCGGAAUAAUAUCAGUGAGAUAUUUUUCUAUUCACUGGUUUCAAAAUACAACGUAAAGAAUAGUAUAUUUCUACCAAUCAUAUCUGACCAAUUAGAGACAACGUGUGGGCCAAAGCCACGCCCAUUAAAUACAGCUAUGCUAAUCUCCUUUCUAUUUGCUGAUUCCUUUUUCAUCGUUUGACUUAGACGUCUUCGACGCCCUCUUUCGUCACGGAGUGGAAAGACAACAGCGCAUGUCGGGACAAGCAAAUUCACAUUCAAACUGUCUUAAACACACCUUUUAUUCCUAGAAUGUAACUAAUAUAUAUGUAUUACAUCGUAUAAGUAAUGUCUACAUACACCCCUCAGACACCUAAAUAAUUUAGAAACAGAAUAAAGGUAUAAAUAUUUAAGUGCAAAGUCAUUAGAUACCAGGUAGGCUACCUGAGCCACAUGACGCAUCAAGGACAGAGGAUUUAGAAAGCUAAACUAUUUUAAGUUGUAUUUGUUGCUUUAAAAGAAAUAUAGUUGAUCGAUUACUGAUAAAAUGUUAGUUCAGGUGUUUGAGACAAUUUGGGAGACCUUCCAGUCAAAAGACUCAGUUUUGCAAUCUAUGUGGGACUAUGUGCGACUCAACCACUCUGAAACUCUUCGGUCUCCUCUCUUUCCUGUGAUACUGACCGUAGCGUCGUAUUUUGUGCUUUGUCUACCCUAUUUAUUCUGCGACAUCAUGGGAAAGAAGUGGCCAGCUAUUAACCGGUACAAGAUCCAGCCCGACAAGAUGCCCACAACUGCAAUGCUCCUUCACUGCAGUGGAGUUACUCUUUAUAAUCAUGUCCUUCUGGUGUUUCCUGCCGCGAUAGCACAGUGGAUGUGGAGACCUCCUGUCCCCCUUCCUGAAAGAGCACCUACACUGCUUGAACUUGCAGGAGGGGUGACUGUAAACCUUCUUCUUUUUGACUUACAGUAUUUUAUCUGGCACUUUUUGCAUCAUAAGAUCCGCUGGCUGUAUGUGACUUUCCAUGCUAUCCACCAUAAAUACUCCGCCCCAUUUGCUCUGGCCACACAGUGCCUUGGCGGAUGGGAGUUGGUGACGGUGGGCUUCUGGACCACGAUCAACCCCAUUCUGCUGAGGUGUCACCUGCUCACCACCUGGAUGUUCAUGGUGGUCCACGUCUAUGUAUCGGUGGAAGACCACUGCGGAUAUGAUUUCCCUUGGUCCACGUCUCGUCUGAUCCCAUUUGGUGUUUAUGGAGGUCCGAGCAAGCAUGAUGUGCACCACCAGAAACCUAAUACUAACUUUGCACCCCAUUUUAGUCACUGGGAUAAACUGUUCGGCACUCAUGCUGAUUUUAGUUUUGCUAAAGCUCAGUGAUGAGCAUGCAUGUGUGAAUAUUAUAUUUGUAUGUUUGGUUGCUUCAGGCAGAGCUUAAACAAAGCAGAACUUCAGUUUUCACUUUUACUUUAUUUGUAUAGGAACAGUAUUAAAGGCAUGAUUUUAGUGCAACAAAUUUAAAUAAACAAAUUAAAAAUUGAGACAAGAAAACGAUGCAUAGAGAUUAUAGUAAUAUAAUAAAGGCUAAUUUGCAUAUCAUAAACAUAGUUAUAAUUAGUAAAUUUCUCAAAACGAGUAAGAAUCUGUUUGUUUUUUAACCAGCAUUUUAACAUUAUGACAGAACUCAAAUCUUGCAUCUGUUGUAUGUAAGUUGAGAACCUUUUACAGAGAUAAUUCUUCUGGUAAUAUUAUGUCUAUUUAUUCAUUUAGAAAUCAAUUUUAUGUUGAUUAUCAACUUUAAUCA